UCCCAGCCCUUCCCGGAAGGGCGGCCCCUUCCGAGCCCUGCCUUCCCGGCGUGGCGGCGGCAGCAUGCAGCGCUCGGAGGCCUACGGCUUCUCCGCGGUCAUGAGCGGCGCGUUCUUGCUGUCGUGCCUGCUGUUCGCGGCCGUCAAUCGCGGCCAGCGCGGGCCCUACAUGGACGAAGCCUUCCACGUCCCUCAGGCACAGGCCUACUGCCAGGGCCGCUUCCUGCAGUGGGACCCUAUGAUCACCACACUGCCGGGCUUGUACCUGGUGUCGGUGGGAAUAGUGAAGCCUGUGGCAUGGCUCUGUGGAUGGACGGGAAGCGUGGUGUGCUCUACAGGGAUGCUCAGGUUUAUUAACCUGCUUUUCAGUGCUGGCAACUUCUAUUUAUUGUAUUUACUUCUGUCCAAGAUCCAUCAGAAGAAUAAGGCUGUGUCUGGCUUCCAGAGAAUCUUGUCUACAUUAACACUUGCAAUGUUUCCCACCCUUUACUUUUUUACAUUCCUUUAUUAUACGGACCCAGGAUCAGUAUUUUUCACACUUUUUGCCUAUUUAAUGUGCCUUUAUGGUAACCAUAAAACUUCAGCUCUCCUUGGAUUUUGUGGCUUCAUGUUUCGUCAGACAAAUAUUGUGUGGACAGUUUUUUGUGCUGGAAAUAUUGUUGCAGAGAAGCUAAAUGAAGCCUGGAAGACAGAGUUACAGAAAAAGAAAGAUGAAAAGAUUUCUUUCAGGAAAGGAUCAUUUUCAGAUUUGAUGAGAAUAUUGCAGUUUCUUAUCAAAUAUCUCACAUCACCUAAAAACUUAGUUGCACUUACUGCUUUAACUUGGCCAUACAUCAUAUUAGUGACAGGGUUCUUUGUCUUUGUCUUCAUCAAUGGUGGAAUAGUUGUGGGUGACAGAAGUAGCCACGAAGCCUGUUUGCACUUCCCUCAGCUGUUCUAUUUUCUGUCCUUUACUGUCUUUUUUUCAUUCCCUCAUUUACUGACCCCUUUUAAAAUCAAGAAAUUCCUUCUGUCAUUACGAAAGCACCCUGUGCAGUACAGCUUAAUCACUGCCAUCUCUUUAUUCCUGAUCUGGAAAUUUACCUAUGUUCAUAAGUAUUUACUAGCAGAUAACAGACAUUAUACAUUUUAUGUCUGGAGAAAAGUCUUCCAAAGACAUGAUCUCGUAAAAUAUGUAUUGGUUCCAGUCUAUAUAUUUUCUUGCUGGAGUUUUGCUGAUACACUAAAAUCAAAACCAAUAUUCUGGAUCUUAAUGUAUUUUGUAUGUUUACUAGCAGUCACAGUUCCUCAAAAAUUGCUGGAAUUUCGUUACUUUAUUUUGCCAUUUUUAAUAUACAGACUCAAUAUUCCAUUUCCAUCCCUAUAUAGACAGCUUCUGGAGCUGGCUUUUUAUGUUGCUGUGAAUGCCAUAACUUUAUAUGUUUUUCUGAACAAAACAUUCCAGUGGCCAAAUAGUGAUGAAAUCCAGAGGUUUAUGUGGUGACCUUUCCCAGUAUGUUUUGCAUUAUGUGAAGACUUUUCCCCCCAGUUGGAAUCGGGGAAGUAAGCUAUUCGCUUAUAUUGUUGCAACUGAAUGUGAGAUCUGAUAUGUUGUCAUGUGAAGGUAUUCCAUAUAUUGAAUUUAUGAGAUGGAAUUAAAACAUUCAAUAUGAAGGGGAAUUUGUGCACAUCUUUCUGUAGUUUAUGUGAAGAGAGAUGUUCACAGUGAUUUUUCAUUAUAAUAAAAUACUAUAGAACAGUAUAUAUGAGGAUAUGACAAUUUGUAAGUAUGUUUCAGAGGCUUCUCUUAUAAAACAAAGUAUUUUGGUGUUUAACAUUUUUGUUACCUCUGCAUAUUUGCUGCUUGGAUCAGGCCGUUUCCAUCUAGGUUUGCUGGCAGGCAAGGUAUGAACCACUGCUAAAGUAUGUUUUCACAACUUCCUACAUGCCACUGAAUUGUCAUGAUUUCUUUUGUCAAUAAAUGCUUACAUUGGUUUUGCAAGCAGAAUGUAGGCUCUUAAAUCAUUAAAGCAGUUUGAAAAUUUUAUUUCAAACUGAUAUUUAGAAAAUACAGUGGAGGCUGUGUGCAUGUACCUUCUUUGGGGGAAUAAAUGUUAUUAUGCAACAAAAGAUAAAUUGCAGUUCAUAAUGUGACCUAUUAGGAGGGAAGUAAUUUAUAUAUGUGAGACUCAAAUGUGUCGUUACACAGUGGAAUGCAGUCUAAUGAAUACCUUUUAAAUAAUCAGGCUUUUACGUCCUGAGGUUCUGUGUUCACAGGUUUGUACUGAUGUAGGAUCUGAGUGCACUCCCCAGUUGAACUGAGUGUUUGUAAGAUCUUUGACAUGUAAUCUUAAAGAAGUACUAAUGGCAUUACUGAAUUGUUCUUUUAAAUGGUUUUCAUAUAUAUAUACAGAUCUAAUGGAACUAGGGAAUAUGUAUUUUAUAUUACAAAGGUAAAAUACAAUGUGUAUGUGUAUAUAUUUUUUUAAAAGCAUCUA
Melopsittacus undulatus (budgerigar) is the source of this 2477-nucleotide messenger RNA. Its product is annotated as putative Dol-P-Glc:Glc(2)Man(9)GlcNAc(2)-PP-Dol alpha-1,2-glucosyltransferase. Bases 65 to 1483 code for a protein of 472 amino acids. The transcript has 3 exons. Gene Ontology annotation, cellular component: endoplasmic reticulum. Lineage: Eukaryota; Metazoa; Chordata; Aves; Psittaciformes; Psittaculidae. Gene Ontology annotation, molecular function: dolichyl pyrophosphate Glc2Man9GlcNAc2 alpha-1,2-glucosyltransferase activity. Gene Ontology annotation, biological process: dolichol-linked oligosaccharide biosynthetic process; protein N-linked glycosylation. The record is from RefSeq and is a predicted model, not a curated record.